AUGAAGUUUCUGCGAUCACUCUACAGUUACAGAAUGAACUGCUUAAGAUCAUUUCCUUCUCCAAGAGGCAUUCGCUUCAGCUACCCAAGCAUGUCUACCGACUCCAUUCCUUUCAUUUCACCACGGGGCUCAUAUCUGUCUCUUCAAUUCCCCUUCUCAACCAGUCGAGUCCGAGCUGAAGACUCCCCGUUUGCGUUCGAUUCUUCUGAAACAGAGCGCGGGAGCAGAAGUGACUCCGGCAGUGCUCAGUUCCGUAGGGUUUACAAUCCGGUGAGGGGUGGGUUCGAUCCGGUAAAGAGGAACGAUGGCGAACCGGAACCUGCGUUUUCGGGUUAUGUUUCGGAGCUCGAGGAGUUGGAGAGGAAUAGAACUUACGGAGGUGCAAAGGGGGGAAAGUCGGGCGGUGGGCUUGAUGGAAAGCAUCUCGUGGAUGUAAAUGGGAGUGUGGUAAAUCGAGAUCAUAAUCGAGAUAGUUUAUCGAGUUCAAGUUUUCGAAAGCAGGAAAAUAGAGCUGGCAGUGUGAGUAAUGGGAAUCUGAGCACCGAAGAUAAAUCGAGGAUGGGACUUCCUGUUUGUAUUGGUGAUAGCGGGGUUGUAGAGAAUGUGAACAAACAUGCAAAUGGGAAGAAGGUGGAUUACGUCAGGGGAGUGAAGUCGGGAUAUACACUCACAAGUAAGAAGGAGAAGGUUAGAACUAGUUAUGUUUGUGAGAGCUGUGGCAAUACAGAAGGGCAAUGGUGGGGAUAUUGUCGCUCCUGUAACAGUGCUGGGACGAUGAAGAAGUUCUCUGAAACGGGGGGUGGCAAUGGAGACAAGGUUAGUGGCAUUGUGGCCUCGGAAAAUAUGGUUAAGUCUUGGCUGCCUCAACAGGCUGGAGAGGUGAACCCAGUAAGUUUGGCAGACGUGAACAGAGAUGUGAAUCAUUUGGAAUGGCGGAUCCCUCUGCCUGGACCUUUUGGCGAUGAAGUGUCUAGAGUUCUUGGUGGGGGUCUUGUUCCAGGUUCUCUGGUCUUGGUUGGUGGGGAUCCCGGUGUUGGAAAGAGUACAUUGAUCUUGCAGCUAGCUGCAAUCAUAGCUGAAGGACAAGGCCUUGGGAAACCAGCUCCAGUUAUUUACGUCUCUGGGGAAGAGAGUGUUCAGCAAAUAGGGAACAGAGCUGACCGUAUGGGAAUUGGAUCAGAGGACCUUUACCUGUAUUCAAGCACUGAAAUUGAGGACAUAAUGAAGAAAAUUCAGAAUCUAUCUCCUCGUGCUUUGAUUAUUGAUUCGAUUCAAACAGUUUACCUUAAUGGAGUUAUCGGAAGUCCUGGCGGAUUAACACAGGUCAAGGAAUGCACAUCAGCUCUGUUGCGGUUUGCAAAGAGAACUGAUAUCCCAGUUCUGUUGAUCGGACAUGUGACCAAGUCUGGGGAAAUUGCAGGGCCUCGUGUCUUGGAGCACAUUGUCGAUGUUGUUCUGUAUGUGGAGGGGGAGAAGUCCUCGUCUCAUCGUCUACUCCGGCCGGUGAAGAAUCGUUUUGGGUCCACUGAUGAGCUGGGGGUAUUCGAAAUGUGUCAAUCGGGUUUGCAAGCUGUUUCCAAUCCAAGUGAGAUAUUCUUAAGUGAGCAGCACUUGGAAUCUGAUGUUUUGGCUGGACUAGCCGUGACUGUAAUGAUGGAUGGCUCUCGAAGUUUCCUUAUUGAAAUUCAGGCAUUAUGUGUUGCUGGUUCGUCAGCUUCCAGGAGGCAUGCUACUGGGAUUCAAUCUAGCAGAGCUGAAAUGAUUAUAGGGGUGCUUGUGAAGCAAGCUGGGUUGGCACUUCAAGAGAAUACCAUAUUCUUGAAUGUUCUUCGUGGUGCGGAGCUUACUGAGACUGCUGGCGAUCUUGCCAUUGCAGUUGCAAUCUGCAGUAGUUUCUUGGAGUGUCCGAUUCCCAAUAAUGUUGCAUUUAUGGGAGAAGUUGGCCUUGGUGGUGAGCUGCGCACUGUACCCAGAAUCGAGAAGCGGGUGAACACAGUUGCAAAGCUGGGAUAUCAAAUGUGCGUUGUGCCCAAGUCUGCCGAAAAGGCGCUGGCUGGUUUUGGGUUCGAGGGGAUGAAAAUCGUUGGAUGCAAGAAUCUGAAAGAAGUCAUCAACACUGUAUUCAGACAAAAUGGGAAAAACUUGUAA
Linum trigynum is the source of this 2148-nucleotide messenger RNA. The record is from the annotation of a GenBank genome assembly. Lineage: Eukaryota; Viridiplantae; Streptophyta; Magnoliopsida; Malpighiales; Linaceae.